AUGAGAUCGGCGUUUCUGUCGUUGUUGUUCCUUUGUCUCUAUAUUCUCUUUGUCUCUGUCUCCUCUGCUCCUUCCACAGAGUUUGUCUAUCCGAAUUUCACAGCUUCUAACCUCAGAUUCGUCGACAGUUCCAAAGGAGCUUUCCUCUUCUCCCGUAGUUCCAUCUUCAAAGCCGGUUUAUUCAGUCCCCGCGGCGAUUCGUCUUCCGACUUCUACUUCUCCGUCAUCCACGUCGAUUCCGAUUCAACAAUAUGGACUUCAAAUCGCGAUUCCCCUGUUUCAAGCUCAGGGAAGAUGAAUCUUUCCCCUCAAGGAAUCUCCGUUAUCGAAGAUGGGAAAGGUCAAACACCCGUUUGGUCAACGCCGGUUUUACCCUCUCCGGUUUACUCCCUUCGGUUAACCGACGCCGGCAAUCUCCUUCUUCUCGACCGCUUCAACGCUACUCUAUGGGAAAGCUUUAGAUUUCCCACCGACACAAUCGUCCUCGGACAAAGACUCCCGCUCGGGAUGUUCUUGUCGGGAUCCGUCUCGCGGUACGAUUUGUCGACGGGAGAUUAUAAAUUCGUCGUCGGUGAAUCCGACUGUUUGAUGCAGUGGAAAGGACAGAACUAUUGGAAGCUAAGGAUGCACACAGGAGCUAACGUAGAUUCCAAUUUCCCCGUUGAGUUUCUCACGGUCACAACUUCUGGAUUGGCUCUUAUGGGACGGAACGGGACGACGGUGAUAAUCCGCGUGGCGUUACCACCGUCGUCUGAUUUUCGAGUAGCGAAGAUGGACUCUUCUGGUAAAUUCAUCAUCAGUAGAUUCUCCGGUAAGAGCAUGGUGACGGAAUUCUCUGGUCCGAUGGAUUCUUGUAGUGUUCCGUUCGUGUGCGGUAAACUCGGGCUCUGUCAUCUUGAUAACGCUUCGGAAAACCGGAGCUGUUCAUGUCCAGAUGAGAUGCGGUUGGAUGCAGAGAAGAGGACUUGUGUUCCGGCUAGCCAAUCGUUGAGUUUACCUGUUUCUUGUGAAGCAAGUAACAUUUCGUACCUGGAACUAGGUCUCGGUGUGUCUUACUUCUCUACUCAGUUCACAGAUCCUGUGGAACACGGUAUUGAGCUAUCGACUUGUUCUGAUCUCUGCAGUAAGAAUUGCUCAUGCCUCGGUGUUUUCUACGAGAACACGUCUCGGUCUUGUUAUCUAGUAAACGACUCGUUUGGUUCUUUGUCUCUGGUCAAGAACUCACCGGACAAUCAUGAUCUUAUCGGAUACGUCAAGAUGUCUAUGAAAAAGACUAACGCUCAACCCCCUGGACACACACACAGAGGAUCUAACUUUCCUUUGAUAGCACUUGUGCUCUUACCUUCCUCUGGCUUCUUCCUUCUGAUGGCGUUAGGGUUUCUCUGGUGGCGAAGAUGUGCACUGAUGAGAUACAGCAGCAUCCGUGAGAAGCAAGUAACUAGACCUGGUUCGUUUGGAUCAGGAGAUUUAGGGUCUUUCCAUAUCCCCGGUUUACCUCAGAAGUUCGAGUUCGAAGAGCUCGAACAAGCAACCGAGAAUUUCAAGAUGCAGAUAGGAUCAGGCGGAUUUGGCUCGGUCUACAAAGGAACUCUCCCAGACGAAACGCUCGUCGCAGUCAAGAAAAUAACAAACCAUGGUCUUCCCGGUAGACAAGAGUUCUGCACAGAGAUCGCAGUCAUUGGUAAUAUCCGACACACAAACCUAGUGAAACUCCGAGGCUUCUGCGCUCGUGGGAGGCAGUUACUGUUAGUCUACGAGUACAUGAACCAUGGCUCCUUAGAGAAGACCUUGUUUUCAGCGAACGGUCCGGUGCUUGAGUGGCAAGAAAGGUUUGAUAUUGCGCUUGGGACGGCUCGUGGGCUCGCGUAUCUCCAUAGUGGAUGCGACCAAAAGAUCAUACACUGCGAUGUGAAACCAGAGAACAUCUUAUUGCACGAUCAUUUCCAGCCGAAGAUAUCUGAUUUCGGGUUAUCGAAGCUUUUAAGCCAAGAAGAGUCGAGUCUGUUCACGACAAUGAGAGGUACUCGAGGCUAUUUAGCUCCCGAGUGGAUAACCAACGCAGCCAUCUCGGAGAAAGCUGACGUGUACAGCUACGGAAUGGUGUUGUUGGAGCUGGUGAGUGGUCGGAAAAACUGCUCGUUUCGAUCUCGAAGCAACAGCGUGGCGGAGGAGAAUCAGCAAAACAGCUCUUCCACGACGACUACGAGUUCCGGUUUGGUUUAUUUCCCAUUGUACGCUUUGGACAUGCAUGAGCAAGGGAGGUAUAUGGAGCUGGCGGAUCCGAGGCUAGAGGGUCGGGUGACGAGCCAGGAGGUUGGGAAGUUGGUUCGGAUAGCCUUGUGUUGUGUUCAUGAGGAGCCGGCUUUGAGGCCGACGAUGGCGGCGGUUGUGGGGAUGUUCGAAGGGAGCAUACCGUUGGGGAGUCCGAGGAUGGAGUCGUUGAACUUUUUGAGGUUUUAUGGGCUGAGGUUCGCUGAGUCUUCCAUGGUUGAAGGACAAAAUGGAGAGAGUGAAAAUAUGGUUUUCCACCGGAGAGAGAGCUCUAAUAGCGGCGGCUCUAGGCACUCCGCUUCUUACGUGGCGUCUCAGGAAGUGUCCGGACCACGGUGA
Messenger RNA from Microthlaspi erraticum, 2610 nucleotides. Lineage: Eukaryota; Viridiplantae; Streptophyta; Magnoliopsida; Brassicales; Brassicaceae. The record is from the annotation of a GenBank genome assembly.